AUGGCAGUGGGAUAUGCUGGGAUUAUGAGGAAGCGAGGCAACACCGUGGCGAGGACUGGUCCAGAGGCGGAUCUGGCCCUUACGGAGAGCAUCAUGGCAGGGGUACAGUUGGCAGUGGUCGAGUGUCAGACGCAGUUCAGGUGGGAGCGGUGGCCCUGCCCAACAACAGCCUUCACCAACGUACCCGCGGCCAAGCUAGUGACGAGAGAAGAUGCCUUCGUGCAGGCCAUCAGAGCUGCGGGGGUAACCUUCACCAUCACCAGGAACUGCUCUCGGGGACACCUGGCCGACUGCUCCUGCGCCCAGGAUACACCAGAUACCAACCAAGCCUGGAAGCGGCACGGCUGCUUUGACGAUGUUCGAAGUGCCUUACAGAUGACAAAAAAGCUCUUGGAUACCAGAGAAGCAGGCCAAGACGCCCAGGGCCUGGUCAGCCUUCAUAAUAACCAGGCCGGGAGAAUGGGCGUGAACCGCGCUACACGUAAAGUGUGCAAGUGUCAUGGAGUGUCAGGCUCGUGCGCCAUCCAAACCUGCUGGCUCCGUCUGGGAGCAUUCACAAGUGUGGGUAGAGCAUUAAAGAAUCAGUACCGGCGCGCUAUCAAGCUAAAGAACAGUAACACUCUGGCGAUGACCACAAACGACGCGGUGGCCCCGCCCCUGGACGAGGGCACCGCUAUCCCCACCGUGAACCCGCGCCGACUUGUUUACCUGACUCCUUCACCUAACUACUGCCAGGUCAACCAGACCGCUGGUUGGACAGGGACUGGCGGACGAGAGUGCUCGAAGACGCAGGGUGAGGGCGUGCCGCGCGAGCAAAGGAAGUCCUGCCGCAAGUUGUGUCGGGAGUGUGGGCGGCAGGUCAUGGUGACCGUCACUUCCAUCACCGUUUCCUGUAACUGUCAGUUCAGGUGGUGCUGUGAGGUGAUGUGCGACACAUGUGUUAAGAAUUUGGUGAGUUACACCUGCUCCGACACGAAGAGGCGCUCCUGAUGUACUACACCUACGACUACGCCAGCCACUGAUCGGCUCGUUAGCCGGUGUGUGUGUUUAACUGAAUAUGUUCCAGACUGUCAGUCUACAGUAUAAAAUGUUUAGUAAAAUCAAAUUUCACAAUAAGGAAGCACAAAUUUCAGUGGACACAUAUGUUAAUACAAGUUUUUGUUAUCUUAUAAUAUUAGUUUGAUUUUCGAAAAUACAGACGGUGGACACAUUGUCUGGUAUGUAUACUUCUGUACAUGAAUUUAGUUUCCUACUUAUAGUAUUUAAUAAAUAUAAGACAAAGUCCACAGCCUUUAGCCUUUGUCCUCAAAAUAUAUGCUCGCAUUAUUUUCUCAACAUGACUUGGGUCAUGCAGUCUUCUUAGUGUUAGCCAAGCUUCUAGAGACCAACAAAUUACACCAUGAAGAAAUUGUGAUUGAAAUUAA
Messenger RNA from Homarus americanus (American lobster), 1424 nucleotides. RefSeq names its product protein Wnt-8b-like. Gene Ontology annotation, biological process: cell fate commitment; multicellular organism development; canonical Wnt signaling pathway. Lineage: Eukaryota; Metazoa; Arthropoda; Malacostraca; Decapoda; Nephropidae. Bases 1 to 990 code for a protein of 329 amino acids. Gene Ontology annotation, cellular component: extracellular region. Gene Ontology annotation, molecular function: cytokine activity; frizzled binding. The record is from RefSeq and is a predicted model, not a curated record. The transcript is spliced from 6 exons.